AUGCCCGGAAGAACUUUUUGCUUACUCGUCUCCAAGAGUGUCCUUGUUGACUGCUCCGUAAAGAGACUUUGCAGAAGCACACCAUCCAAUAAUGGCAAUGACGGUAGCAAGUGGCGGUCCAACGAUGAUGCUCAGUGGUGUCAUCUUCUUCCAGAACAGAGUCAGCGUGAAAGCAAACACACCAGGUCCAAGAGCAAUACCGAUAAAGGUGAUGAUCCAGGAAAUGGUGAUACCGAUGUAGUUGAACACAACGGUAAGCGCACCCAUAGCAACAGCAAAUACAGUAACGCACAAGUGCGAGACUCUAAUAAGCUGUUUUCCGGAGGCAUUUGGGUUCAGGUAAGCUCUGUAGAUGUCGUAAGUAACAACGGAGGAGAAUCCGAUCAACUCGGCACUGGUGGCAGAAGUGGCCGCAAGCCACACCAUCAACAUCCCUGCAGCUGCUCCAGACUUACCCAAAAUCUGGUACAGACCGUACAACAUAGGGAUACCCUCGUUGACGAGCUCUGUUGGGAUUGGGUUUGGGUAAGUUGGAGAAGAUGGAUCGUGCAUAAGAGCAAGAGACGACAUGGCCGUGCACGAAGACAGUGCAAGUGGGAUAAUCAACCAACACAGUCCGCCAAAGAAGUAUCCCCACAUACUGCUCCGUGGAGAGGCAGCAAGGGCCUUUUGACUGUAACUUGGGUCGGUGAAGACGGUAGCAAAGCCACCCACAACGAUGUUCCAACCGUUGAAAAGAGCGGUUUUGUUAUCCCAGGUCAAGUAGCUGCCCUUGAAACCGGCCGAAGGGUUAGCAACCAGAAUAACGACAUAAAUGAUCACAGUGUGGAUCCAGUCCGACAGGAAGGUAGACUUGAGACCACCGGUCACAGUAUAUGCCCAGACACCAACAGGAAGCAGCAUGGCAGCGGCCACAACGUGCAUUCCAGUGAUAGCACUGAUAGCCUGGCAUCCACCAAGCAACAGCAUAGCAGAAAUAAUCACGUUUGUGCCCAUUCCGUAGAAAAGACACACCCAGUGGGCCACAGGCCCAAAUCUGGCGCGAACGAUCUCGAGCACAGUGUGUGCUCCAGGAGCCUUACGCUUGAUUUCAAGCGCAACAACGGCGAAAAAAGUAAUUUGGAUGGUGAAUGCAAAUGCAUACCACGCACCCGGGAUCCCAUACUCAUAGGUCAUGCCAGAACUAGUAAGUACGGUGCCUCGGCCAUGUCCAACUCGACACGACGGCCGAGGCGACCAAACCGGUCUUGA
This is a messenger RNA of Ogataea philodendri, 1251 nucleotides long. RefSeq lists its product as uncharacterized. Bases 1 to 1251 code for a protein of 416 amino acids. The transcript has 3 exons. Lineage: Eukaryota; Fungi; Ascomycota; Pichiomycetes; Pichiales; Pichiaceae. The record is from RefSeq and is a predicted model, not a curated record.